Messenger RNA from Brassica napus (rape), 954 nucleotides. RefSeq names its product calcium uniporter protein 2, mitochondrial-like. NCBI's taxonomy places the organism in Eukaryota, Viridiplantae, Streptophyta, Magnoliopsida, Brassicales, Brassicaceae. The coding region runs from base 291 to 842 and encodes 183 amino acids. Gene Ontology annotation, molecular function: uniporter activity; calcium channel activity. The transcript is spliced from 2 exons. The record is from RefSeq and is a predicted model, not a curated record. Gene Ontology annotation, biological process: mitochondrial calcium ion homeostasis; calcium import into the mitochondrion. Gene Ontology annotation, cellular component: mitochondrial inner membrane; uniplex complex.
GGGCCUUUUUUAAAUUGGGCCUAAGCUUUAUAAAGUUAAAAAUUAAUCGGCAACUAAUCCGAUUAAUUCCGCCUAAUAUCAUUAAGCGGACGAAUAUUAAUGGGCCGAGUUUUUAUACCGAAUUGGCCCAAUUCGAAACGCUUGGCCUCCAAACAGCGUUUUAGCGGCCGCGUUUGCGGCUACUCGGCCGCGUUUUUGAACAUGGAUAUAACCCUUUGUCUCUCUGUUUAUAUUUCAUUAAAUUAAUUAAUUAUUUAUAUUUCUGAUAUUUCUCUCCUCUCUGUUCAUCAAUGGCGAUGAGGAAGCUUUUAUCGAAGCGUAUCUUCAACAUCUCGAACCAAUCGUGGCAGAGUCUAACGAAUUGCCGCACAUCGUCUUCUUCGGUAUCCGUGCGAACCAGAAUCGCCCCGGAGCCCGGAGACUCCGGGAUCUCGCGGCGGUUCUUCCACAACACCGCCGUGAUCCGGCCGGAGAUCAUGCAAAUUCUGUUGGGAGAGAGCUUGAUCGAGAAGCUCCGCGAAAUCGACGGUAGCAAGGAUCGAAUCCGAUUAGACGGGAUCGCUCCGCCGAGAUUGACGGUGGAGGAUACGAAGAAAGUUCUGAGAGCGGCGCAGAUGGAGAUGGUGAAGACGAAGCUCAGAGAGACGGGGAGAAGCUGGAUGACGUAUUCGGAGUUCGUCGGCGUUUGCUGUGAAGCUUCGUCGGAUCCGGAGCACGGAGCUAGAAUAGCGAAGAUGCUUGACGAUUCAGCAAACGUCAUCGUUUUGGGAGGUUCCGUUUGUCUUAGACCGGAUCAGGACAACUCAAAACCAGAGUAUCACGUAGGAGGUUCCCAAUUUUGACGUGGUGAUGAAGAAGAACAGUUUCUACAGAGACCACCAAUAUCUUUUCUUUCCAUCCCUUCCCAAAACAAAACCAUUGAUACAUAACCCAAUAUGAAAAAAUUAAGAGAGA